Molecule: messenger RNA, 880 nt
Organism: Hermetia illucens (black soldier fly)
Lineage: Eukaryota; Metazoa; Arthropoda; Insecta; Diptera; Stratiomyidae
Product: pupal cuticle protein Edg-84A-like
Exons: 2
Coding region: 62-739 (225 amino acids)
Cellular component (GO): extracellular matrix
Source: RefSeq, a predicted model, not a curated record
AUCCCCCAAAAAGUGAACUGUUUAUUUGCCUUUUUUUGGGGAGCAAUAUAAAAAGACUAUCAUGUUUUAUCGGGCAUCAGUAAGCAUUUGGAAUUAUCUAAAUAAACAAAGAUAUUGGAUUUUGAGGAACAUCGCAAAGAAGAUGGCUUUCAAACUUUUCUUGGUUGUGUGCAUGCUAGCCGUAGUAACAUUGGCUCUACCGAUAAAUUACCUCCAAGGAUUACAACACGAUAUUUCAUCUAUCAAUGCGGAGUCUACUAGUCAACUAGACGAAGGAACAAAUGUCCACUACCACGAAGACAACUACGGUCCAGCCGAAUACGAAUUCCAUUAUGGUGUGCAAGACGAACAUACAGGAGAUAUCAAAUCCCAAAGUGAAGAACGCAAAGGGGAUGUCGUUCAUGGUCGUUACGAACUGAUUGACUCUGAUGGAUACCAUCGAAUUGUAGAAUAUACCGCAGAUGACCAUAAUGGAUUCCAAGCCAUUGUCCGUCGUGAGCCUACAGAUAUUAAAAUUCCAGCGCCUGAACGCCACCUUCAAGAAGUCAGUAGCCACAUCGUUCCGGAAGUUCCAUACGGCCCUUUGCGAACCAAUACGGCGGCAUUGACUCAAAAAUUGUACUACGUAUCCAGCACAGCUUCACCACUCAGACAUCUUGCGGACUCGAAUGAAGCAACUGCAUACUUGGGUGAAACUGAAGAUGCUCUCAAAGGACUAUCAGGGAACUAUGAGCACUGAGACCCAAAGUGUAGAUCGCUAAAACCAAAGUCUGAAGUCAUUGUGUAUAUAGUUGUUUUUAGUAAUUUUUGUUAUCGUUAUUUUAAAGUGUGAAGUUAUGUGCCUUUGUGUAAAGUUAAUAAAAGUGUAUACAAUCUUUAA